Callithrix jacchus (white-tufted-ear marmoset) is the source of this 1272-nucleotide messenger RNA. RefSeq names its product Sad1 and UNC84 domain containing 5 (gene SUN5). The record is from RefSeq and is a predicted model, not a curated record. Lineage: Eukaryota; Metazoa; Chordata; Mammalia; Primates; Cebidae. Gene Ontology annotation, molecular function: protein-membrane adaptor activity. Gene Ontology annotation, cellular component: nuclear envelope; meiotic nuclear membrane microtubule tethering complex.
GACAGAUUCCACUUGGCACCUUUCAGAGGACACUCAGAGGCAUCAGCCACUGCCUCUUCACCAGCUCCCAGAGAUCCCCGCCUCCAUCCCUAGUCCUAGAGAAGGAAAUCCAUGCCACGGUCCUCAAGGAGCCCUGGGGACCCAGGUGCCCUACUUGAAGAUGUGGCCAACAACCGCAGGCCCCGGAGGAUUGCCCGGCGAGGCCAGAACACCAGCAGGAUGGCAGAGGACCCCUCCCCAAACAUGAAUGACGCCUUCCUGUUGCCUGUCCACAUCAAUGCCCAAGCCCCAGGCCUGACUCAGUGCAUGCUGGGAUGCGUGUCCUGGGUCAGCUGUUUGGCCUUCUUCCUGAGAACUCAGGCCCAGCGGGUUCUGUUCAACACAUGCAGAUGCAAGCUGCUGUGCCAGAAGCUCAUGGAGAAGACAGGCAUUCUGCUCCUCUGUGCUUUCGGAUUCUGGAUGUUUUCUAUUCACGUACCAUCAAAAAUGAGAGUUGGGCAGGAUGACAGCAUAACUACUCCACUGCAGAGCUUGAGGUUGUACCAGGAGAAGGUGCGACAUCACAGUGGGGAAAUCCAGGACCUCCGAGGUAGCAUAAACCUGCUCACUGCCAAGCUCCAGGAGAUGGAAGCCAUGUCCAAUGAGCAAAACAUGGCCCAUAAAAUAAUGAAGAUGAUACAAGGAGAUUACACCGAAAAGCCAGACUUCGCCCUGAAAUCUACGGGGGCCAGCAUUGACUUUGAGCACACGUCAGCCACCUACAACCAUGACAAGGCCCACUCCUACUGGAAAUGGAUCAGGCUAUGGAACUACGCACAGCCCCCCGACGUGAUCCUUGAGCCCAACGUGACACCUGGCAACUGCUGGGCCUUUGAGGGUGACCACGGCCAGGUGACCAUCCGAUUGGCUCAGAAGAUCUACCUGUCCAACCUCACGCUGCAGCAUAUCCCCAAGACCAUCUCACUGUCAGGCAACCUGGACACUGCCCCCAAGGAUUUUGUCAUCUAUGGCAUGGAGAGCUCCCCCAGUGAGGAGGUGUUCCUAGGGGCAUUUCAGUUUCAGCCGGAAAACAUCAUCCAGAUGUUCCCGCUCCAGAACCAGCCGGCCCGGGCUUUCGGUGCGGUCAAGGUGAAGAUCUCAAGCAACUGGGGGAACCCAGGCUUUACUUGCCUGUACCGCGUGCGAGUGCAUGGCUCUGUGGCCCCGCCCGGGGCGCAGCCUCACCAGAACCGCUACCCUGAGAGAGAUUAAAAUUUAUUCUUUACUCCCAGA